CUGUGAAAACGUAAACAUUUUCAGGUGAAAAUCUGUGUCGUUCUGUUGAAUUUGGAAGAAAAUCGGUACUUUUUCCGGGAUUAUUGGCUUGUCGGUAUGAUUUGAACCCCGACCACGUACCAGCUAGUGGAAAAUGUAUUCGGAAUGGGCCUCCCUGGUGCCGACUAUUACGGAAAACAUCAGCAACGCCCAGUCGCAGAGUGUUCUCGGCAAAUUUGGGAUCGCUGGAGGUCGUGAUGUGGCAGCUGUGGUCGUAAAACAGCUGGCAGGCAAUCUUGGCAUAACUAACAUCGCCGAACCCAGUACGCUGGUUUCGGAUCAAGAGGUGCAAUGGUGCAUGGACGUAAUUUGCCAUGGGUUGUCGUUGCCACUGGCUGAGCACGAUGUUAUUAAGGAUUGUGUCAACAUCUACUGUGAAUGGGUGACAGCUUUGCUGCCACAGACGAAAAUUAGUGUUCCAAAGCCGAUCUGUGAUGAUCCCAACACCUACGUCCGGAAGAUCAUCAAGCACCUGUACAACUUGUUUGUUCCAAGGCCGGGAGAAGGUAUCCACAGUUGUCCGGGCUUUUCGGUUUUAAAUUGGCCUUUUAUCUAUCAAGAAGAGCUAGGAACGGACACCAUCAAUCGGCAGGCCGUUUUCUGCCACCGGGUGCUACGAACGCUGCAGGACACUGCUCAAAAUUCGAAGAUUUUAACGGUGGAAACGUGGGAAGCACUGCUGCUCUUCCUGCUAGCGAUAAACGAGAUUCUGCUGGCACCACCCAUCGUUAAGGAUGAUGUUGGUGAUCAGCUGUGCGAGCGAGUUCUGAGUGUGCUGUUCGAAGUCUGGCUGCUCGCCUGCAGCCGCUGCUUUCCGUCCCCUUCGCUGUGGAAAACAUUCCAAGAAUCCUGUGCAGCUUGGCGCCAUCGGAUCGCUUUGGUGGAACAGUGGAAUCGGGUCAACUUGGUGUUGACGGCGAAGCUGCUGGAGUUCACCUACGGUCCGGCUUUUCCGGAGAUGAAAAUAAUGGAAGAAGACGGUAACCUUAUUCCGUCCGGUAUGACAAACGACAGUAUCGCGCAAUCGUGGAUACGUUUUCUAAAGAUACUCGGUGCACCAACCGAUCUCUGCUGUCCGCAGGUUAUCAGUCGUACGCCGCAGUUCAUUCAGGCUGUGCUUCUGAACACGGAUGGAAUCGAGCCUCAUUAUCAUCCCUGUUUACUGCAGUUGCCGCAAAUUUUCCUGAAAACCAUGAAGGGAAUCGCCGGACUUGUCGAUGCUUUUCUAGGAAUAACGCUGUACAGGCAGGACGAUGCGACCGUCAUGGAAAGUAUCCACCAGCAGCUCCAGCUUGGUGCCGGUAACACAACACCGAACCCUAGCUUCAGACAUUCCGGUGGGGAGAUUAGGCUGAGCCCGUCGAUUCGAGCAACCGGUGGUCUCGGAGGGCUGGGAUUGGGAGCUGCUCUUGGUGUAGUCGGGAGUGGCUCCAAUCAUGCCCUAAAUAAUAGUACUCAUAGCAAUAUUGGUGGUGGCAAUGUUUUAGGUGGACACGGUGUAGUGCAGUUAGAGAGUACAGUUAGCUCCGGAAAUACCAUCGGAAGCUUUAUGAGCAGUAUUUCCCACGACGGACAGUUCGGCGGUACGGAGGUAGCAGUGCCCAACUCGCCGACGCCACCCCUCCAGAGGCGUCUGGCCAAAAGCUUCAGCGUAGCGCCUUCCAUUUCUGCCCACGCCGUAAUAUCGAUGGCCCAUUCAAAGGGUCUUACAAAAAGUUCGUUCAGUGGCCUGACCAGUAGCCGUGCAUCUGCAAAUCAGUCGAAUUCCAUUCCACAAUCAACGUCACUGCCUUCUUCGGGAUUUUCAUCAAUGCUCUCAUUGUGUCAGGAAAAUCGCUACCCACUGGCAGCUAACCGACCCCGUUGUAACAGCAUACUUCAUCUGUUUGGCGAGUGGCUUUUCGAUGCUGCUCACAUUGGAGGUGAAACCUGGAUCCAGAAUAUGAAAAAACGAGCCGCUGAAGCAAAGCGUCGUCCAUCCUCGAUGAUCAUGGACAACCGCAAGGGUAGCCUGUCACAACCGCCGUCGCUGUCCGAAAUGAGUGACGUUCCACCGGGACUCACCAUCGACAAGUACGAAUCAGGCAAGGCGGAAGCCGUUGGAGCAUUGUGUCGUAUUUUUUGUGCGAAGAAAACUGGCGAGGAAAUUUUGCCUGUUUACUUGGCUCGAUUUUACAUGGCCCUCCAGCAGGGGCUACGACUGCAUGAUACGAAAGAGUGCGAAGAAACACUGGCUAGCAUUCUGUACAAUUCGUCCGAUCUGUUUCGGAUCGAUUUGGAAGGCAUUCAAGUACUGUUGCCUUCGUUCAUUGCCGCCUUGGAGCAAAUUCUUCCGGAGAAGGAACUGAAAAUGCGAUCGCAAAAUGUGAUUGUUAACAAAACUGAGCUUCGGCGGGCUGCAAUUAAUGUGCUACUGUCGAUUCUGGCACUUCCGUUGCAUUUCCAGACGCUGCCGAUUCGUGAUAUCACCGGUGGUCCUGCUGAUAAAAUGAUAAACUUUAUUCAGUUGAAACCACGCUUGAUUAAUAUCCUGAUGAAUGCCCUGCAGGUGGAAAGUGACGCUCAGAACACACAUAUGCUGCUUGGAGGGUUGCAUUUGUGCGUGCAGGAUUCCGGAUCCUUCGAAGAAAUGGAACUGGGUGGUGAUGUGUUGCACGGCACCCAACCGGCUAACGAUUCCAACUUGCUUAGCUCAGCAUGCUCGGAGAAAAGUACGUACUCGAUCAAUAGCGCCAACUCCAGCAUCGGAGGCAACAGCACCGCCACGCUUAGCAAUGAGCCCUCUAGUUUGCCGGCUUUCGAUGAUUUCUCAUCCGACAUUAUUCAUGAUUUAGAGUUGAGUUCGUCCGCAGUUUAUGACAGUGGUCACGCUCUCUUCGUUAGGGCAACCUAUUUGGUAUGUCAUCGAUUAAUUUCAUCCUGGAAGACCGACCUGAACGUUUCCCUGGCGGCGUUAGAGCUUCUCUCAGGAUUGGCGGCGAUGCGUAUUAAAGAUUCUGGUAGUAGUAAAAUCUCUCAUCACUUUUUUACUCACAAAACUUUCAUCCUGAUUUUAUAUCCCCAAACAGAUGCCCUCGAGUGCAAACGAGCUGUCAAGUGGAUUUGUGACUACAUCUGCUAUCAAUGUUCACGGCCUCCACCGGCACACAGCAAAGAUCUCCACAGCACCAUCGUGGCAGCAUUCCAGUGCACCUCAGCCUGGCUGAUGCAUCACCCCUAUCUACUGCAGGAUAAAGAGUGUCUCACAACUGUGCUGGAAGUUGUGGAGUUGGGUAUUUCCGGCUCCAAGAGUGUAGGAAAACCGGGCGAACAGGUUAAGCACAAGGACGAAAAGGACCUGAAGCCGGCAUCAAUGCGAGUUCGAGAUGCCGCCGAGAAUCUGCUAACGUUAAUCCUAGAGCAAAUUGAUUAUUUCCCCAACGAGUGCGGAAAGCAAUCCUUAUCUUCUCUACUGGAUGAGGUUGUUCUCGCGAAGCAUUCCAAUACAACCGAUGAGGAUACGGCAGAGCUCAGCCAGGAGCAGGCGAUUCGCAAGUUUAAAUAUUUUGUAACUGAAAACUCUACUGUCUUAGCACUGUUCGAGGAACCGCUAGGGAAUGAUCAAGAUCCGCAACCGACGGUGACAAUACUGAUUCGAGGUCCCUUCGGGCGGCACGCCUGGACGAUGCAGCUGCGUCACUUAUCGCGCAGCAAAUCCGGCACCACGUAUCACGCUCCGAAUCCAGGCCGGCCGGUUCCGAUGAAUGAUAUUUUAAUCCGCCAGGAGAUGGAAUACAAAUACUUCCCGGAUUCGGUUGAUCGUAUUCCGCCCUGUGUGGUGGACUAUUCCAUUCCAACGCUAGAUUCGACCGAGCAGAAGGUUGGCAAUCAAGCUACCAAACAUUUAGCCCGCUUGCUGGAAGACCAACUUGUUUAUGAAAAACUUUCGUGGGCUCAGACCGAAUGUUCUGUCGAUGGGCUGGGUCAUGCGCAAGAAGCGACAGCUCCGAAUGUGUGUCAUGAGUUUCAAGCUGCACGCCUAUUUCUUGCACAUUUCGGCUUUCUUUCGAUCGGAGAUAACACCAACGGACAGCGGUUACUUACAGCGUUGGAUGCUUCCAAGCCAGAGUUUUGUCAUGAUUUGAAAAUGCUAGACAAAAUGAGCCCACGGACCUGCGACACAAUACACGUGUUUUACGUCAAAGCUGGCCAAACGUCCGAGGCAGACGUUAUCGGUAAUAUGGAUCCGGAAAAUUUGGCGAACAUCGAUGUACACUUUUGGAAUGUACUUUACACACUGGGCUGGCCUGUGAACGUAGAAGAACACGCAGGUUGGACGGGAUUCAUCAACAGUAGUUGGAAAAUUCCGAAGGAAAACAAAACUCGCCGCAAAAAGCAAUCGUUCGGUUCGUCCAACAUCGAAGACCUCCAAUUGAAUGGAGAGAAAAAAGUCCUUUACUGGGCUGAUGUGGCCUCCGAAAUUGCCAUCGUUGUUCCAAAUCGGCAAAACCGAAGUGAAAUUAUGCUGGAUGAGGAUGGAGUGCCAGCUACAACAUACGAAAGAAGCGUCAGCGAAAUCCAAGCUUCGAAAGCGGCUUCCAGUAAAACGCGCCAAUUCUCGCUUGAAAACGAACCAACUCGGCUGGGAACUAUCAGCAGUAAGUCGGCCGAUCCGAUUCCACCGGUUCGCAGGCGAACGGGGGCUUCUAAGCCAACAACCCUCUACACCGCUCCGACGGCGAAGAUUUUGCUCGUGUGGUUGGAGAGUUAUGAAGAUCAUCUGACAUUCCCGAUCGAAGAUUUGCUGCACUACACUCGAGCUGGUUAUUCAACGGCACACGGUCCUAUCACACCACUGAAUGCUGGUGAGUGUCACGUUAUAUUUUUGCAUGCACUAAAUUCCGGAUUGCUGAGAGUUAAGCUGCACGGACCCAUCGGACGAAUGAACUUCGCUAUUCCGCUGAUCGAUGGCAUGGUGGUCAGCAGGCGGGUAAUCGGAUCGUUGAUCCGUCAAACGGCGUACAAUAUGGCCAAGCGAAGACGAUUGGAAAAUGACUCUUAUCAGCCACCGCACGUCCGUCGGCGCAUAAAAGUUCAGGAGAUGAUGCAGAAGUAUAAGAAGGAUAUGAGCGAACCGGAACUGCUGGCAGAUCUCUUCACGACAUCUAUCUAAACCCUGACGAACAAGCCCUCGUACAGAAGUAUUAUAAUUUGCGUAUUUAUUAAGUGUUUCAUGUUCAACAAUUCGAUUGUUGUCUUUUCUCUGUCGAUGAAUUAUCCGUCUUCGGUUUUGUGUUGAGCCCCGUUGGGAAACGCAUUUAUUUGAUUUAUUUUAUUUAUUAACACUUUUUUUCGUAACCAGAGGACUUAACUUUAUUAUAGUUAUUCUGUUGUAACUCCGUAAUUUAUGUCUGCACAGCAGUAAUUUUACAGUGGCACGUUUAGUUAGUACAUAUAUAUACCUAUUAAAAAUAUAUAAUGAAA
This is a messenger RNA of Wyeomyia smithii (pitcher-plant mosquito), 5502 nucleotides long. Its product is annotated as ral GTPase-activating protein subunit beta. Gene Ontology annotation, biological process: regulation of small GTPase mediated signal transduction; activation of GTPase activity. The transcript is spliced from 14 exons. Gene Ontology annotation, molecular function: GTPase activator activity. NCBI's taxonomy places the organism in Eukaryota, Metazoa, Arthropoda, Insecta, Diptera, Culicidae. The record is from RefSeq and is a predicted model, not a curated record. The coding region runs from base 134 to 5191 and encodes 1685 amino acids.